Acanthoscelides obtectus is the source of this 4037-nucleotide messenger RNA. Lineage: Eukaryota; Metazoa; Arthropoda; Insecta; Coleoptera; Chrysomelidae. The record is from the annotation of a GenBank genome assembly.
GCAACCGUGUCGCACCCUCAAAAAAUGGCCGAUGACAACCACACAAGUCACCGUGUCGCCAUUGAAUAGCAUGGAAUUAAACCUAACCUUCUUCGGUAUAUCGGUGUAUGGUGUAUGUUUUGUGUGCACAACGCUCCAAAACGCCCAAAAUGGCUGACGUUCUAAAUACGUGAAUACGAAAAAAUGGAAUCUAAGAAAAUCUGAUAUACUGAGAAUCAUCGAUAAAAAAGGUUCCGAAGAUGUAUCUGUACAACUUGACUUUGCAACAUGCAACGGCAAUCACACAUGCUGUACAUGGCAGUUUCUCGGGAACCAAGAUCCAGGAAAUUGCCAUCUCCAGAGGCAAAACACUGGAACUUCUUCGACCUGAUCCCAACACAGGAAAAGUGCAUACACUACUAGCUAUUGAGAUAUUUGGUAUUGUUAGGUCACUGAUGGCAUUCAGACUGACAGGAGGUACCAAGGAUUAUGUUGUUGUCGGCUCAGAUUCUGGUAGAAUUGUCAUCUUGGAAUACAUUCCACAGAAGAACAUUUUUGAAAAAAUUCAUCAAGAAACCUUUGGCAAGUCUGGAUGUAGAAGAAUAGUACCUGGACUUUACCUAGCAACUGAUCCCAGGGGUAGAGCAGUCAUGAUUGGUGCCAUUGAGAAGCAAAAACUGGCUUAUAUUCUGAAUAGAGACAAUCAGGCAAGAUUGACGAUUUCAUCGCCAUUGGAGGCCCACAAAAGCAACACGUUGGUCUACCACAUGGUAGGCGUGGACGUCAGUUACGACAACCCGAUUUUUGCCUGUUUGGAAAUCGACUAUGAGGAAGCCGAUGCCGAUCCGACGGGGGAAGCUGCUCAGAAAACUCAGCAAACCCUGACUUUCUACCAAUUGGACCUCAGCGUGAACCAUGUAGUGCGGAAGUACUCAGAACCGCUCGAAGAACACGCGAACUUUCUCGUGACAGUGCCAGGUGGUGAUGAUGGACCAUCUGGGGUGCUGGUUUGCUCUGAGAAUUAUCUCACUUACAAGAAUUUGGGCGACCAACACGAUAUCCGUUGUCCAAUCCCCAGGAGAAGAAAUGAUCUGGACGAUCCUGAACGCGGCAUGAUUUUCGUAUGCUCCGCCACGCACAAAACCAAAUCAAUGUUCUUUUUCCUAGCUCAGACUGAGCAAGGAGACAUUUUCAAGAUUACGCUUGAAACUGACGAGGAUAUGGUCACAGAAAUCAAGUUGAAAUAUUUUGAUACGGUGCCCGUCGCGGCCGCAAUGUGUGUACUUAAGACUGGGUUUUUAUUCGUCGCCUCAGAAUUUGGCAACCACUACCUCUACCAAAUAGCCCAUCUCGGAGACGAUGACGACGAGCUCGAAUUCAGCUCGGCGAUGCCCCUAGAAGAAGGCGACACGUUCUUCUUCGCCCCUCGACCUCUACGCAACCUGGUGCUCGUCGACGAAAUGGAGUCCCUCUCUCCCAUUCUUUCGUGCCGAGUGGCCGAUCUGGCUGCAGAAGACACGCCCCAACUGUACAUGAUGUGCGGAAGGGGGUCGCGAUCUUCUCUGAGAGUGUUGAGACAUGGUUUGGAAGUGAGCGAGAUGGCCGUUUCGGAACUUCCCGGUAACCCGAACGCCGUGUGGACGGUGAAGAAGAGAAGCGAUGAUUCGAGACAUUGGACUAUGGAGACUGUUAGUUGAACGAAUUCGAUGCGUACAUCAUCGUAUCUUUCUUGAACGCCACCCUGGUACUGUCUAUCGGCGAGACCGUCGAGGAAGUGACUGACAGCGGGUUCCUGGGUACCACACCUACUUUAUCAUGCUCGGCUCUCAGUGACGAUGCACUGGUUCAAGUAUAUCCGGAUGGUAUCAGACAUAUCUGCGCUGAUAAAAGAGUGAACGAGUGGAAAGCAGGCAAAAAGAGCAUUGUAAAAUGUGCCGUGAAUCAACGACAAGUGGUGAUUGCUCUUUCUGGAGGGGAUUUGGUGUAUUUCGAGAUGGAUCCCACCGGCCAACUGGACGAAUACAAAAAACGGAUGCGCAUGAACUCUGACGUCCUCUGUAUGGCUUUAGCGAACGUCCCACCUGGUGAACAACGCUCUUGGUUCUUGGCAGUCGGUCUGGCUGACAGUACCGUGCACAUCAUCUCUUUAGAUCCCAGCGAUUGCUUAGCAGCCAGAGCGAUGCAACCGUUGCCCGUUUGCGCAGAAUCGCUGUGUAUUGUGGAAAUGGGAUGCACGGACCGGGAUCCUGACAAUGCGGCUGCUGCAAGUACAACGAGCACGUUGUAUUUGAAUAUCGGAUUACAGAACGGCGCGUUGCUGAGAGCGGUGCUGGAUCCGGUGACGGGAGAUUUGUCGGACACCAGAACUAGAUAUUUGGGGUCCCGACCUGUGAAACUCUUCAGAAUCAGGAUGCAGCAGUCCGAAGCUGUGCUAGCUAUGAGUAGCCGAUCUUGGCUGAGCUAUUACUACCAAAACCGAUUUUACCUGACGCCACUCUCGUACGAAAGCUUGGAAUAUGCGUCAGGUUUCAGUUCAGAACAGUGUCCUGAAGGCAUCGUAGCUAUUUCCACCAACACUUUGAGGAUUUUGGCUCUUGAAAAGCUUGGUGCCGUAUUCAACCAGGUAUCCUUUCCGCUGGAAUAUACACCGAGAAAAUUCAUCAUCCACCCCGAAUCCAGCAAUCUGAUAGUGCUAGAGACAGAACACAACGCGUACACUGAGGAAACAAAGAAACAACGUCGAUUGCAAAUGGCCGAAGAAAUGAAGGAGGCCGCUGCCGAGGAUGAGCAAGAAUUGGCCAAAGAAAUGGCCGAGGCUUUCCUGAAUGAGGAUCUUCCUGAAAGCAUAUUUUCCGCUCCUAAAGCUGGCCAUAAUAUGUGGGCGUCUAUAGUUCGGCUCAUGGACCCUGUUCAAGGCACGACGUACAACCAAAUUCGCCUAGAACAAAACGAGGCAGCAAUGUCUCUUGCCCUACUGAAAUUCCACGGUCAACCCGAACACCAGUGGUUCCUCGUAGUCGGCGUGGCGAAAGAUUUUCAGCUGAAUCCACGGUUGUGCACCGUAGGGUUCCUGGAUACGUACAGAGUGGACCCGUUGGGCAAAAACCUUGAAUUGGUGCACAGGACGGUCGUAGAUGAAGUGCCAAAUGCGCUAUGUGCGUAUAACGGCAGAUUGUUGGCUGGUGUCGGGAAGAUGUUGAGGUUGUAUGAUCUUGGGAAGAAGAAGUUGUUGAGGAAGUGCGAGAAUAAGCACAUUCCAAAUCUGAUUGUGAAUAUCCAGGCAAUGGGAAAGCGGAUAUUUGUAUCUGACGUACAAGAAUCUGUAUUCAUGGUUAGGUACAAAAGGAUUGAAAACCAGCUGAUAAUAUUUGCUGACGACACACACCCCAGAUGGAUAACAACGACCUCCGUUCUGGACUAUGAUACGAUAGCAACUGCUGACAAGUUUGGUAACAUAGCAAUAUUGCGAUUACCUCCAAAUGUUAGUGAUGAUGUAGAGGAAGAUCCCACGGGUCACAAGGCUUUAUGGGACCGUGGACUUCUUAAUGGUGCAUCUCAAAAGGCAGACACAAUCUCAACAUUCCACGUGGGCGAGAUGGUGACAUGGCUACAGAAAGCCACCCUGAUUCCAGGUGGUUCAGAAUCGCUCCUGUACACUACGUUGUCCGGUACCGUGGGUGUUUUGGUACCGUUCACGUCGCACGAAGAUCAUGAUUUCUUCCAACAUUUGGAGAUGCACAUGCGCAGUGAAAACCCGCCGCUUUGCGGAAGAGACCAUCUGUCGUUUAGGAGUUAUUAUUUUCCUGUCAAGCGGAUCUCCUUCAGCAUAUCAUCAGAUCACAAAGAGAAUGUUAUUGAUGGAGACAUGUGUGAGCAGUACAAUUCUUUGGAGCCAGCCAAGCAGAAAAGUAUCGCAUCUGAUUUGGAUAGAACGCCAGCAGAGGUUUCUAAGAAACUCGAGGAUAUCAGGACGCGAUAUGCGUUUUAAGUUAUUGUUUAGUGAAAUAAGUUCUCUUUUUUGUAUUUGUGAUUUUUGAUUAAAACUUAUACUAACUAUA